Molecule: messenger RNA, 2388 nt
Organism: Momordica charantia (bitter melon)
Lineage: Eukaryota; Viridiplantae; Streptophyta; Magnoliopsida; Cucurbitales; Cucurbitaceae
Molecular function (GO): ubiquitin protein ligase activity
Source: RefSeq, a predicted model, not a curated record
CUGGCACUGACACCAUAGUGAAAUCGGGUAAUGAAACGAUGGGUUGAAACUUGAAAGUGAUCCUCAGCCGUCGAUCAUCAACCAUACAGAACACCCCGAUCCAACGGCCGAUAUCGCAGAAGCCGCCAUUUCCUUCUUCUUGCUGCUGCAGGACGCCACCAUUCUUUGAGUCUUCAGUUCAGCUUCUAAGAAAAGAAUCUCUCAGUAUAUUUAUACGCACAAAAUCUCUUCAUCUUUUCCGUCUUGGAUCUUCCCUCCCUUUCGAUCUUUCUAUGGCCGCCAUUGUUGCUCGGAGGAGAUAUUGAAGAAAGUGUCUUCAAAUAGUUCAUCAUUCGUUCUUUUGUCUAUAAUUUUCCAGAGGAAGGUGAAGAUGCGGUGGACUUGAAGCUCGGUGUUGCCGUUCUUCUGUUCUUCUUUCGGUUUCUUCUAGUGUUCAAGCAGGUUGAGUCGACAUCGUUGAACAAAAAGGGGAAGAAGGAAGACAAAGAAGAGCCUCUUCAAAAUUACGUGACAAAGCGAUACUCACCUCAGAUUGAAGGUUUGUAGGCUGCAAAUAGUUUUUGAUGGAUGAGUAUUCCAGUAGAAGAGUUCACGUGGGAAUUGUUAGUAGAAAGGGACCUGGUGUAGUUUUGAGGGAUAACAUGAAGAACAGGGAUCAUAGUAAUCAUGGCAGCCGACUUGGCUGUACUGGCAGGAUAUGCUCCAGUAGUGGUGCAGAAGUUGGCUGUUCAAGUAAAGCCAGCUCAAAAAGACCAUUCCGCAGCUCAAGUGGCAAAGAAAUUGUUGGAAGUUCCUCAAGGAGUUCUUCAAUCAGAAAUUUCAGGAAAUCCUUUCCAGAUCCAUUUGGAAAGCUUUCGUCUAAGCUUGAAACAGAUUCAUCUGAAGAUGGUAGCAUUCAGGAUGAGUUGGAAGAACUGGAAUUCAUCUCACCUCCUGGAAUGUUCCACACAGUGCUUCAUGUAAAAUCUGAAAGUUCGGUGCCUGCUGAUGCCAUAUUGAUGGAAAGGGGAAGCAGCAGUACGGAUUCCAACACUAAAUCUAGGAGAAACUCAAUUCAAAGAUAUGGAGUGGACAAUCAAGAUACUUCUACAUCAAUGCGAUCUAGAAGUCUUUGCCAGGCAUUAAAUGGUGGUACCAGUAGAUACGUUUCGAGAAACCUCGAAUGUAAUUCAGUAUCUGAGAUAAUUCCACCAGAUAGUUCUUCGAAAGAGCAAAACCUUGUGAGAAGGAAGAAUGUAACAAAGAAGAUGAUUUAUGAUGGUGAGAAUAGUUCCAGUUCUAGAGGAAAGAAGGUGAGUGGCACUUCCUGUGGACAGAAUUGUGGUUACCGUCGUGGCAUCUCUAUUUCUGAUCAAAGACAAGGUCGAAACAUGUUUCACAGACAAAAUGUUCUUUCCUCACUUGGAACUCGAAGUUUGGCAAGUGCAUGUGAUGGGGCGAGCCAUUCUUAUCAAGGAAUUAGUGGUGAUCGGUCGUUGCAGGAUUCACUGAUGACUUCAUGGAUGCCUCAAUCCAACAUCUCUGGUUCCUCGCAUACUUCUAGCUCACUUCAAAGUCGUUCAGAAUCACACUCCAGGCACCACAUGACUUACCCUGAACAUGAGGAUUAUAGUCAAAGUCUACUUGACAUUGGACAAACCACUGCUGCAGAAGGUGGUAUUUCGAGCACUUCGACAAAUCUGAACAGUUUUCGAUGCCGCAACCUUGAUGGCAUUGCAGAGGUACUAUUGGCGUUGGAGAGAAUUGAACAGGAGGAGGAGUUAACUUACGAGCAAGCUAUUCUUCUCGAGACAAGUUUGUUCCUUAGUAGCCUAAACAUCCAUGAUCAGCAUAGAGACAUGAGGCUGGACAUUGAUAACAUGACGUAUGAGGAACUUCUAGAUUUAGAAGAGAGAAUGGGGACAGUGAGCACAGCACUGUCUGAAGAAGCAUUGACAGAAUGCCUUAACAGAAGCAUCUUCCAGUCCAAACCUCAAGGAGGAGAGCUCACGAGUUCUGUCGAGGAUUUGAGCGAUGUCAAAUGUUGUAUUUGUCAGGAAGAAUAUGUGAGUGGAGAUGAAGUUGGGAGACUGCAUUGUGAGCACAAAUAUCAUGUAAAAUGCAUACAACAGUGGCUGAGGUUGAAGAACUGGUGUCCUAUUUGCAAAACAUCAGCACAUCAGCUUCACCCUUUCAAAUGAUAUAGAACCAAAUAAAUCAAAGUUAAAAGCAGAUUAGGAAUCUCUUUAUCUGCAACUUCUUUAUGUUUGUUUGUACAAAAUUCAUCUGUUUCACCUCAAUUUGAUCUACAGACUCCAUCACUUGAUCUGUCUCAACUCUCAAUUGAACUGUGAAUGGAAAUUUAUGUGUUUGGAAAUCAAAGCUGGUCUUUUUUUUCUGUUUGUUUUC